Molecule: messenger RNA, 7681 nt
Organism: Ornithodoros turicata
Lineage: Eukaryota; Metazoa; Arthropoda; Arachnida; Ixodida; Argasidae
Gene: Zir
Product: dedicator of cytokinesis protein 6-like
Exons: 41
Coding region: 11-6361 (2116 amino acids)
Biological process (GO): positive regulation of GTPase activity; small GTPase-mediated signal transduction
Molecular function (GO): guanyl-nucleotide exchange factor activity
Source: RefSeq, a predicted model, not a curated record
AGGCGUCGCCAUGGCGUCUGGUCAGCGAGCGUUUGUUCAAAAACUGAACAAACAAGCUAAUGCUGAUGUACGGCGACAAGUGGCAAGCGGUGCUGUAAGCAAGGAAACAUCUCGUGGUGUCCCCACAGCGCAAGGAAAUGCAUGGUGGGAAGUGGUCGAUCCUCCAGACUUCGAAGAGCUUCUCGAACAGCAGCAUUUGUUCCAAAUGUGUGACAGUGCGGGCGACCAGCCACCGCAUACUCUGCAACAGGUUGCCCCAUGCUACUCGCCUGGCGAUGUGCAGCAGUGGUUGAUACAGUUUCCUGUAGAUGACCUCGAAGUUGGUGUGCUUCCUCGGGAGCGGCGCACACUCGAGCCCCUUCUUCCAGACGAGGAUAUAUCUGAGUUGUCAUGGAGCGUGCGGCAAUGCCUCCAAUGCACUACAUCUGACUGGGUGGCGGCCCGAUGCCGCUAUGGAGCUUUGGCUAUGGGUCAGGCUUCACACACACAAGCAGCUGCCACUGCAGCCUUGCUUAGGUCUUCACCCCUUGAGUUUGAACUGGACCUUGAACAGGGAGACCUCGAUCAGUCUUCUACAUCUCUUACUUCUGGAGGAAGCGAUUCCCUACGAGGAAGUUGGGCCAGCAGUGAAUGGGACUUGCGGCAGUGCGAGGCAGACUCCCUACUCUCGAGCCUCGUACAGCAGUUGCAGGGCAAAGCUGCACCCUCUACUGUUCAACCUUCAUGGAUACCGCAAAGGGGAGAUGAAGUGGGUGAGGACGAAGAGGUCGAAAAAGGUGAACGACCGCCGGCUCUGUUUGCCCUUUGCCCGCCCUUGGCACCUCAGGAUCCCCCCCUGGAGAGACGGGCACCACCUGAUGUACCACGAGAGCAGACUCCUCAUCGUCUAUUGGUCCGGUGCCUUGCACUUAAGUUAGAACUUGAGAUUGAGCCAAUUUUUGGUAGCAUGGCUCUAUAUGACGCUAAAGAGAGAAAAAAGGUGUCCGAGAACUUCUAUUUUGAUAUGAACUCUGAGCCACUGAAGAGAAUGCUCACUGGGCAUGUUCCAUACCAAGACAUUUCUACUUUGAGCCGGGCUUGUAUUUUCAACAUCUCUAACCCAUCUACAGAUCUCUUCCUUGUUGUCAGGCUGGAGAAAGUUCUUCAAGGAGACAUGAAUGAAUGUGCAGAGCCGUACAUGAAAGAUGAAAGGAACCGUGAGAAAGUGAGAAGUAGCGCAGUGGCUGCUUGUGAGCGUUUGGGGAGGUAUCGGCAGCCCUUUGCAUGGACAGCAAUCUCUCUGCUCAAUGUGGUUGCUGGCAUUGGAAGUCUGGAGCGAGAAGCAUCAGCCUCCAGCGAUGGAUCAUCCGGGUCGUCAACGGGAACUUUGGGACGCAGAGGUUCUGUGGAACGCAGAAGUGGAUCUGAGAAGCGCAACAGCUGGUCUUUGGAAGACUUCUCUACAGCCUUGGACACAUUUAGACCUGUUACGCUAACAGUGAACAGCUUUUUCAAGCAGGAGGCAGAACGACUGAGGGAAGAAGAUCUCUUCAAGUUCCUGGCAGACUUGAAACGCCCUAGUUCUGCACUGAAACGUUUAAAAUGCAUUCCAGGUGCCCUGCGACUCGACAUCUCCCCCUGCCAGGAAGAAGUGCGCUACAGCUUGAGUCCAGAACUGGCACGUUUAAACCCAUAUCCGGACGAGAAAGGGCGCCCCACCAAGGAGCUUCUGGAGUUCCCCAGUCGAGAACCCCUUCGGCCUCACUACAACUUCCGCAACCUGCUGUACCUGUACCCACGUUCGCUGAACUUUGCCAAUCGUCCGGGUUCAGCCCGCAACAUUGCCUGCCGAGUGCAGCUGCUCUGUGGAGAACAUCCGGACACCUAUUCUCUUCCUGCACUCUUUGGAAAGUCCAGCUGUCCAGAGGUAGUGACCGAAGUGUACACGGCAGUUACUUACCAUAACAAGUCACCUGACUACCAAGAUGAGAUAAAGAUAAAGCUCCCAGCAAAGCUGACUGACCGUCACCACCUGUUCUUCACCUUCUACCAUAUCAGCUGCCAACGCAAAAUGGAGCAUACUCCCACAGAAACACCAAUUGGAUACACAUGGCUUCCGUUGUUCCAUGAAGGACGACUUCGCAGUGGAGAGCAAAGUCUACAAGUUUUACAAGACCCUCCUCCAACAGGCUACUCUUUUCUGAGCCCCAGCGUGCAUUUGCCGAAUGCUCGAUGGGUUGAUGGACAUAGACCUCUCUUUGAAAUCACACUUCUGUCACAGUCAUCGAUCUUCCCACAGGAUCCACACAUAGAACAGUUCCUAGAAAUUUGCGGAGCUCUGGAAGAAGGAGGGAGGCUGCCUACAAGCAGUGGCGCAGAUCCAGAAGCAGAGUUGAGAUCGAGGGCCCUUGCCUUGGAGCUUAGCGCCCCUGGGCCCCUAAUGGGAUUUCUGCCACCCCUACUUGAAUCCCUCUUACGUCUUCUUGCUCAGCCCCCUUGGCCGUGUGCUUCACGUGAUGCCUUUCAUGCCACAGCGGCCCUAGUCCACCGUGUCUCGACACUUUUGUCGGAUGAGGAGGACCAACAUGGGCGAAAUGCUCUUUUGGCCUCAUGGAUUCACUUCCAAUGUGCUCUUCCUCCUGCUACUGAGCUAUAUCCAGCUUUGGGCAGCCCAACAGCUGAAUGCUCCACCGCAACUCUUGGUCGUCUGCCCUCAUCCAACACUACUGUGCGCUGGACAAUGGGACGCAGCAGUAGCCAACCUGAUCUCGUCACAGCCUCUCUUUUGGAGGAAUCUGAAGUGCAGCAGCAACAUGUUGGGGCCUCCCCACAUUCUGGUGGUCGGCCUUUAGACCGCACAGCAAGCAUGAGGCCACAAGGCUGUAUGGCAGCUGGAGGUCAACCAAUGGUCCAGGGACCUGGGACAUGGCGACGUCCUCUGCACGAAGAACUGCUACUCCAGUGGGUAGUAUCAAGUGGGCCGUCGAGGGACCUGGCAUUAGCACAUUCUUGGUUCUUCUUGGAGUUAGUGGUGCAUGCAGCCACUCUACAUCUAGCUGCCACUGGCCGCCUGCACGCACCACGUACUACACGUUUCAGCCAACGGUUUGCCGAUGACAUAGUUACAUUGGUGGGAAGCUUGACAACAGAAGUUGUGGCUCGCAGUUGUACAGAUACUCCUGAAAGUCGUCCUCUUCAACAGUUGAAUGCUAGCCUUUCCUUCUUCUUACGUGACCUUCUGUCGAUAAUGGACCGGGGCUUCGUUUUUCAGCUGAUCAAGUCAUACUGUCAGCAAGUUGGUGCAGCAGUGUGUGCGCUGCCUUCAACCGUCUGUGAAUCUGCAACUCUCCUGUCCUGUCUUAAGUUGGACCUCUUGCGUGUGGUCUGCAGCCAUGAACAUUUUGUAGCCCUCAACUUGGCCCUGGUGAUCCCUCCUAGACCUCCUUCUAUUGCAUUGGAGGGCCCUUGCUCCCCACCAGCCUCCCCUUGUCCAAGUGUUGCUUCAUCUCAAAGUUCAGGGGGUGCAGGAGGCACGCCUUCAACCAGUGGAGGAGUUGCAUCAUGGUUGUGUUCAGAGUUUCGACAACAGCACUUUUUGUUGGGGUUAGUGCUGAGUGAUCUGGCUUCUGCCCUUCAUUCGUGUGUGGGUUCUGUACAAAGCAAGGGCGUGUGGGUUGUACGAAGUCUUCUGGCCUGGCACGAAGGAGACCCUCGUCUGCUCCAGGGUUUACUCCCUCGUGUCGCUUCCUUGUAUUUGCCGCUUAUAACCUUGGUGGUAGAUGCUCUACCUUUACUUCAUGGAUGGACACCUACAACAGGCUGCGGUCAUAACGGAGAACUUGAUCGACAGGAUUCAUCUGCUAUACAGCAGUCUGUUGCUCAAGCUAUAUCAGGGUCGACGGUGCGCAAUUCAUUGCACCCGGAACCUGCAGAGGGAGCACAUGCUCAUGGACGGCAAAGCCAGAUGAAAGAGGAAGCAACCCGGAACCUUCUGUUGUGUCUUGUGUGGGUGCUCAAGCACACAGAGGCACCACUUCUCAAAGGUGUAUGGUCGCAGUGGGGCCCCCAGCGACUUCUGGGGCUUCUUGAUGCUCUCCAUCUGUGUAUUGAUGCCUUUCAGUAUAAGGGUAAGCGGAUCCUUCGGCGCUAUGAUCAACACACAUUGCGGAAGACUUCCGUCAUUAAGUCGCAACUGGAGGAUGCAAUCUUGGGCCACAACAGUGCACGCAGUGAAAUGAUAAGACGGAAAGGAGCAGCAACAGGAAUGGGAAGUGCGCCUGGAUCUGCAGAGCGUACGGUGGCUGGAUCAUCGCAGACAUCUGCUCAAGGGGAGCAGCAGCGGUUACGGUGGCGCAAAGACCAGACACAAUGGAACAGGAACUUUGGAGAUUCAUCUGACAGAAGUAAAAUAGAGAAAGAAGCUCAUACUGAGGGUCACCUUGCAACUGAAGUGACCACAGUGAUUCUGAAUACACUUGACCUUAUGGUUCAGGUAUGUAGUGGAAGUGAACAACACCAAGGUGCGUUGGGAGGGGUGCUACGGGUAUUACUCCACUCUCUCGAUCGCCACCAGAGUACCCAGGCUCUGCAAGGUUUAUUCGCUGCCCAACGAGCACUCGUUGCAAAGUUUCCUGAACUGCUGUUUGAAGAAGAGGCUGAACAAUGUGGAGACCUCUGUCUUCUGCUGCUGCGCCACUGUAGUUCCCGCCUAAGUGUCGUCCGAUCACAGGCAGCCGCCUCUCUUUAUCUUCUUAUGCGACACAACUUUGAGAUGGGAAAUAAUUUCUCACGAGUGAAGAUGCAAGUAACCAUGUCAUUGAGCUCUUUGGUGGGGCGUAGCCAAGUCUGCAAUGAGGACUGCUUGCGCAGGGCACUCAAAACUGUUCUGCUCUAUGCAGAACAGGAUCUUGACCUCAGGGACACCACUUUUCCAGAGCAGGUGCAAGAUCUGGUCUUCAACCUUCACAUGAUACUGUGUGACACAGUGAAGAUGAAAGAAUUCCAGGAAGAUCCAGAGAUGCUGUUGGAUCUCAUGUUCAGAAUUGCCAAGGGCUACCAGAACUCCCCUGAUCUGCGUCUCACGUGGUUGGCAAAUAUGGCACAGAAGCACACUCAGCGUGGCCAGCAUGCAGAGGCUGCACUAUGUUUGGUUCAUUCUGCAGCGCUGGUGGCAGAGUACCUUCAUAUGCUAGAAGAUCGUCCACAUUUGCCCAUUGGAUGUGUUGCAUUCCAGCGUAUCUCUGAAAAUGUCCUUGAGGAGAGCGCAGUGUCGGAUGAUGUCCUGUCACCAGAUGAAGAGGGCACUUGUUCUGGGAAAUACUUUUCUGAGAAUGGCUUGGUGGGGUUACUUGAGCAGGCUGCUAAUUGUUUUACCUUGGCUGGCUUAUACGAGGCUACCAACGAAGUCUACAAGGUUCUCAUUCCCAUAGCGGAGGCACAAAGAGAUUAUAAGAAGCUGGCUAACAUCCACAGCAAGCUCUAUCAGGUGUUUGCUAAGAUUGACCAACAGUCAGGAAAGCGUGUAUUUGGUACAUACUUUCGGGUGAGCUUCUACGGUGCAAAAUUUGGGGACCUUGAUAGUGAAGAAUUCGUCUACAAGGAACCUACGCUGACCAAGCUGCCUGAGAUAUCCCAUCGACUUGAGAACUUCUAUUCUGAGAGGUUUGGAAGCGAGUUUGUAGAGAUUAUUAAGGAUUCCAACAUGGUAGAUGUCUCGCGCUUGCAUCCGGAAAAGGCAUACAUACAAAUAACAUAUGUGGAACCUUACUUUGACAUGUAUGAGCUGCAAGAGAGAGUUACAUCCUUUGAAAAGAACUACAAUAUCAAGCGGUUUAUAUAUGCAACACCCUUCACCUUGGACGGUCGCGCCCAUGGAGAACUACAUGAGCAGUACAAACGCAAGACGAUAGUGACUACAGCCAAUGCAUUCCCUUACAUCAAGACUCGGAUCCAGGUUGUUGAGCGACAACAGGUGGUCUUAACACCUAUUGAAGUGGCAAUAGAAGACAUUCAAAAGAAGACUGCUGAGCUUGCGCAGGCUACGCAGCAAGAGCCGUCUGAUCCAAAAAUCUUGCAGAUGGUGCUCCAAGGCUGCAUUGGGACAACUGUGAACCAGGGCCCAGCAGAGGUAGCAAAAGUUUUCUUGUUAGACCUGGCACAUGGUACCAAAGCACCAACACAACUUCAGAAUCGGUUGCGCCUCAGCUUUAAAGACUUCUGCCGCAAGUGCAAUGAUGCACUACGCAAGAAUAAAGCUCUGAUUGGUGCAGACCAGCGGGACUACCAGAAGGAGCUGGAUCGCAACUACCACAGCCUGACACAGCGACUUCAACCGAUGAUACGUAACAAUGGAUUUCCUCCCCUCUCAAUAAGCUAUACAUAACUUAUUCUCGAACAGUCACAAGCAAUUGCCAGUAGCCUUGGGGCCUUCCAUAUAGUGGCUCUGUAGUACGGGUAAUGUUUGAUCUGAUGAGUGCAUUUCUCCUGGCUAAAGGUAGCACCCUUGUGCAUAAUGGAUGCAUUUUCCAGGAGCGGAAUUUUUUGUAUGCUCUCUUCUAUACUGAGCUGCACUGGCACUCACCAAUUGACUGAGCAGCCUCGAUCUCACACUUUGACCAGUGUUUUUGUCAUUCAUUGUGAUAAGAAAUUAUAUUGGUACAGUCAACCCUCGAUUUAUGAACGGUUAUCGUCCCUGCAAAAAUUGUUCGUAAAUCGAGGGAUUCGCCACUAUAGGUAGGGUUUGGAAUGAGGAAGGGGAAGUGUUUUGUCCCAGAGAGCACUGUUCACAAAGCGAGCGAAUUUGUAAGUUGGGUUGACUGUCUCUUUAUCUUCUGCUACAAGGUGGGCAGAUUCACUUCCACGAAAGCUUUAAGGUGCCAUAGUACGCCUUCUAGUUGGCCAUUCACUUUAUUCCAAUACUUAAUACAUACAUAUAUCAUUUUUAAUAUACAGUCAAACUUCUUUAGAGCGAACGCCUUUUUAACGAACAGAUUUUUUUCGCGGUCACGUCAGAGCCCCAUGGGACACGGUGUACAACCUCUUUAACAAAGUGACCUUCACUACAAAUUUCUUUCGCGGUCCCCUGAGUUUCGUUGUGAAGGAGUUCGACUGUACUGUAUUUUCCUGAAUCUAAGACGGCGCUGGAGUUCAGGGUACAUGAAUUUGGAGAAAAGUAAACAGAGAUUGGGAGACAUUAUAACAGUUCGAAACGAUGCACAAUACCAUUUAUUCAUCACCACUUUCUUCGCCGCUGUUUUCUUUGUCGCUGUCUCCCCACAGUUCGUUGUGCUCCAUUCCGUUCAAAGCGUUAGACAAACCAUACUUUUUAAAAGCGUGCAUGACAACGUCGUCAACGUCGUUUGUUCUGUGCUGACUGGCGCCGACAACCACAACGCGAGGUAUCAUUUCGCACCGCGCUAUUGGCUCAAUCCCGUUGCCCGUUCCCACCUCACCCCUGACCUCGCUUUGGCGCGGAUAUUCGAAUCUAAUAGGACCCCCGACUUUGGAAUACGGGAUUUUGGAAAAAAAGGUUGUCUUAGAUUCGAGAAAAUACGGUAGGUCUCAUGACUGGGUGCUGAAAGAGAUAGAUGUUUUAUAAAAUACUGAUGUUUUAUACAUGUACUACUUUGUACUGCUUAGAGAUAUGCGUAACUAUAUUGUAAAGCUUAGGAGUGCGAACCAAAAUAAACAUACUGUCAUCAUU